CUCAACGAUUUGUGUCACAUCACUACAGUCUUUCCGUGCUCAAUGGGUGUCUAUCGGCUGCUAGGUUAGUUGAUAAUUUGCAUUUUGAUAUCUGGGUGAUGAAGCAAUACCAUGUUAAGGAAUCUUGGGUAAAACAAUUCUCCUUUGAUCCCUAUUUUGCUGGUGGAUGGCCAAGCUUUUUCACAGUUACAUGUGCACUGAAAAAUGGUGAGAUUCUGUUGCAGAAUGAUGACAGUUCUCUGGUUUCUUAUGAUCCUGUGGAAAACAGAUUCAAGAUUCUUCAAAUGAGGUGGAUCUUCUUCCAUAAGAAGUUACCAUCGAUAUUCCAUCGAGAUUUUUUUUUUUUUUGAUAAACGAUAUUCCAUCGAGAUUAACAAUGGAUGCCGAAGAGGAAAGAGAAAAGAAAAGAGUCGACCUUUCAGAUGAUCCUUCCAACAAAGCGAUGGUCCAGAGAGCUUUUCAUCUUCUCCCAGAGGAGAUUCUGCUCGAAAUCCUAUCAAGACUCCCGAUCAUCUCUCUGAUGCGGUUCAAGACCACUUCUCAUGCCGGCUAUGAUUUAAUUGCCAAUCCAGGACUCCCUGCGAUUUUCCACAACCGGGUAAGCGACUCAAACCCAUGUCUGAUUCUGUUCGACUACAAUUUCCAUGUCCCCCGGGGAUCCUAUUUUGUUGAUAUCGAAGAUUGUAGUAGAAGGGUUAGGAAAAUCGAUCCACUACAGCUUUCAAAAGUUUAUGAUCUGGUGGGUUCUUGUAACGGGCUGUUAUGCAUAUCCUUAAGCGAUGGUUCAUCGGAGUCUUACAGUCUGCUAAUUUACAAUCCUUUUGUUGGAGACGCUGUGAGAGUCCCAGCAGCGAACCCUUUUCCAAAUCAAAGGGAAGUUUUUGGAUUUGGGUUUCAUCCGAGGACAGGAGAAUUUAAAGUGGUUAGGAUUGUGUGGUUCAAGCUAGAUGUGGAAGAUGUGGAAGAAGUGAAAAAAUUAACGGUUCAGGUGUUUACUGUAGGAACAACAGAGUGGAGAACGAAAGGAGAUAGGACUCCACAGUUGGCAGGUGUAGCCGGACCACCUGACGCAGGUGUAGCCGGACCACCUGACGCUAUAGUUGAAGGAUCUCUCCAUUGGGUGACUUUUGUUGUAGGAGGGAACGGUCCAAUCUUUGGUAUUAUCUCCUUCGAGCUUGCAGAUGAGGUGUUCGUAGAAAUUCUGCACCCACCUUGUCAACGAUUUGUGUCACGUCCGUACAGUCUUUCGGUGCUCAAUGGGUGUCUAUCGGCAGCUCGGUUAGUUGAUACUUUGCAUUUUGAUAUCUGGGUGAUGAAGCAAUACCGUUUUAAGGAACACUGGGUAAAACAAUUCUCCUUUGAUCCCUGUUCUCCUGGUAAAUGGCCAGGCUACUUAAGAAUAUUUCCCGAAUUUAUAUGUGCACUGAAGAAUGGUGAGAUUCUGUUGCGUUAUGAUGACAAUUCUCUGGUUUCUUAUGAUCCUGUGGAAAAAAGAUUCAAGAAUCUUCAAAUGAGUGGGUUACCUAAGGAUUUCGUGGCACUUCCUUUUCAACCUUCUCUUUUCUCAGCAAGGGCAACCAUGAAUUUGCAACUUUAACUCUCUCUUGUGAAUCAACCCUUUUUCUGUAAGACUCUACUACUAGUUUUUAGUUUGUGUUGAGUCUUUGAUCAUCAAUCCAUCGGUAACAGUUGUGUUAUUAUUUACAUCAUCAUGGGUGACCUCUGUUGUAUGGCAAUGAGAUCCAUCUCACCAUUAUCUGCCUUUUUCUCGAAAAGCAGUUCUGAAGAACCGGGAGAUUGUGUUGGAGUGUAACAAUAAAGCUCUGGUUUCUUAUGAUCCUAAAACUAACAGGUUCAAGGCUCUAAACUCUAAAGAUCAACCGGCUCCUGUAGCAGUUCCAAGCUUUUGCGUUCCAGCAUAACCUGUUCAGUAAGGAAACCUCUGAAAUAAUCUUUACUACUCUUCUUUAGUAUACGGAUAUAUAAUUUCCUCUGCUUUACUCAGGCUUCCAUUGUUUAUAUAUUGAUUAAUUAAUCGUGUUUUGUAGUUACUUGAAGUUGUGACUCAGUCACACAAAGCAGAAUGCUGACAGGUUUCAUCCUGAAAUAUUGUUCCUAAGAAAUUGACGAUUUGAUGAUGUGAUUUGUCAAAUACAGUAGGGAGGGUUCUUCACCUUCAAAUUUACAUUUAUUUGUACCAAGUGCCAACAUGUUUCAUUCACACCUAGAGCAUGCACAAUGAAAGGAUUAAAGAUAACCGGAAAAUAACUACACCACAGAGAGUCAUCCCAAGGGCCAGAGGAGAUAGAGAAGGAGGUAAGAGAGAGGAGGUCAAGAAAGUGCAAAAUCUGGCAAGAUUCCAGUGAGAUGGCCAGAAAACCUGAGCUAUCAUUUGGCCAGGAAAAACCUAUAAUUUUAUAUUUCAUUUAUUUCUGUGGCAGCUGAUUUUUUCUUUGCAUUGCUUUAAUGACAGCAUUCUUCUUACCUGGCUAAGCAUUGCAUUU
This is a messenger RNA of Rubroshorea leprosula, 2504 nucleotides long. The record is from the annotation of a GenBank genome assembly. NCBI's taxonomy places the organism in Eukaryota, Viridiplantae, Streptophyta, Magnoliopsida, Malvales, Dipterocarpaceae.